Messenger RNA from Terrapene triunguis (Three-toed box turtle), 1161 nucleotides. RefSeq names its product forkhead box I2 (gene FOXI2). The coding region runs from base 1 to 1161 and encodes 386 amino acids. The transcript is spliced from 2 exons. NCBI's taxonomy places the organism in Eukaryota, Metazoa, Chordata, Testudines, Emydidae. Gene Ontology annotation, biological process: anatomical structure morphogenesis; regulation of transcription by RNA polymerase II; cell differentiation. Gene Ontology annotation, molecular function: DNA-binding transcription factor activity, RNA polymerase II-specific; RNA polymerase II cis-regulatory region sequence-specific DNA binding. The record is from RefSeq and is a predicted model, not a curated record.
AUGAACUCUUUUGGGCAGCAGCCCGCAGAUCCACAGUCGGCCCCCCUCCAGCAUCCCAAUGCACAGGAUUUACUGGACAUGGCGGUGUACUGUGAUAACCUAAUGUACCCGCAAAACCUGCACCAUCAUCACCACCCACAGAGGCCAUCAGCUCAUCCAGCAGGCUAUGGGCUGAGCGAAUAUAGCCCCCCAGCAGCGAACCCCUACCUCUGGAUCAAUGGACCUGCCAUCAACUCGUCUCCUUAUCUCUCUGGGACUAAUGGGGCUUCUUUCAUCCCCUCAGGUUAUGGGACCAACCAGAGACAGUUCCUGGCCCCUGCAUCAGGCUUUGCAGGAGCAGAUCUCAGCUGGUUGUCUCUCUCCAGCCAGCAGGAGUUUUUUAAAAUGGUGAGGCCCCCCUACUCCUACUCGGCUCUGAUAGCUAUGGCCAUCCAAAACGCUCCGGAGAAGAAGUUGACCUUGAGUCAGAUUUACCAGUACGUGGCCGAAAACUUCCCUUUUUACAAGAAGAGCAAAGCUGGCUGGCAGAACUCCAUCAGGCACAACCUGUCCCUCAACGACUGCUUUAAGAAAGUCCCCAGGGAUGAAGACGAUCCAGGGAAAGGCAAUUACUGGACCCUAGACCCGAACUGCGAGAAAAUGUUCGACAACGGCAAUUUUCGAAGGAAGAGGAAAAGGCGAUCGGACGCUCCUGGGUCCAGCGCCCCAGGAGUGCCUGACAAAGCGGAAGACAAGAGCGGCGGUGCCUUGAAGUCUCCAAACGCCUCCAGCCUGAUGGGCCUGGGCUCCCCUGCACCGCAGAACUCUCCCGGCUCCGGGAGCGGCCCCAAAUCCUCCCCCACGCCAGCGCUCGAACGGAGCCCGUGUUUCUCCAGCUUCGCCUCCAACAUGCAGGCCCUUGUCAAUGGGAACCAUGGCUUCGCCAGGCAGCUCUCGGGAGGGCUGGCGGGCGAGUUUUCACACGGAAGGCAAGAUGUGCCUGCUCUGAGUUCGUGCUCCACUCCCAGCAGCGGCACUGUCCAGAACCCCGAACUGAGUCCGCCGGACCACUCGAGAAUGAACUACUGUGCCAGCGGCCAGCAAAGCGGGCUCAGCAUCCCCCUCAUUAACAACUUCAGCGUCAAUCAUCUGAUUUAUAGCAGGGACGGGACAGAAGUUUGA